Argentina anserina (silverweed cinquefoil) is the source of this 417-nucleotide messenger RNA. RefSeq lists its product as uncharacterized. The coding region runs from base 1 to 417 and encodes 138 amino acids. The record is from RefSeq and is a predicted model, not a curated record. NCBI's taxonomy places the organism in Eukaryota, Viridiplantae, Streptophyta, Magnoliopsida, Rosales, Rosaceae. The transcript is spliced from 2 exons.
AUGCAUAGAUCGGCAAGCUGGAGUAGAGCCGACGAGUACUAUGCGUCGGCAGCAAAGGGUCCGUCGGGGCUGCGAAUGUCGGUAUCAUUUUUCCAAGGGAGUGAUAAUCAGCUGCCGGUGUAUGAUCCGCCCGUAGCCGAGUUGGCCAAGAAGGAAAAGGCUCGCGUUAAGUUUGCUGAGAAUGCGGUCCAUAUUAUCCCAUUUGUGCUUCUUCUAUGUGCUUUCAUUCUUUGGUUUUUCUCUAAUCCAGAUGUAGAUUUGAGGAUGAAGGACCCAAUAGCAGCAAAAACUAUUGAAGGACUGACAUUAGAGGGGGAGAUUGAGAACGAUAGCGAUGGCACCCAAACAGGAGCUCUACCCAUUGUUGAUUUGGGAUUAGACGCCGACCCAACAAAGCAAACCAAAUAUAAAAGAUAG